AUGGCCCACACACUGCCGGUUAGGACACGACAACAUGGCAUCCGCCCAGCUGUUGACCCCAUGUAUGUUUUGCAUGGUCCUGAAGAGCAAUUAGACCGCAAGCAAUCAGUCGAAGAGGAUGAUGAGCUGUUGAUCGGCGAGCCUGCCAGAUCGGAAACCUGGCCGGGGCCGGAUGUGAUAUCGAUAGCCGCCAUGAAAGGGCGUGGCAUCCCAGACCUCGGACGUGGACCUGGUUACUCCCCUGCCUUGACCGCGGAACAUUCACUCGUCACAGAUUUGGGACUUCGAGGCCGCGACAUAGCAGCCGAGACCGACACUGCACAAGUCGACUCAGUAUCGAAAUCCAUCUUCAUUUCGCAGAAUACUAAACUUUCAGAUCGUCUUGUAACUGCUCUCCAGAAGAUUCCAGGCCACAGUGAGAAGCAUGGGUAUUAUCCAGAGAAGACAUUCAACAGUCUGAUCAACGAGGAAUGCGUCAAGAGAGAACUCGAGCAGUGUUUUCGGGGUGUUCUUGCCCCCGCAAGACUCCACCUGUACACCGGAAUGAUAUGCGGUCGGGAUGACUCAAAAGCCGCCAAGUAUCUCUUAUCGUUCAAGAAGAUAUUCGCCAUCUUGAGAUUGAGUGGAAAGCUCAGCUCUAUUCUACUUUUUAUUGAUGAGGGUGUUGCAGAUCAACACUUACCAUUAGAGAAGGUGGUCCCACCCCUCGCACAUCCAAACAUGUAUCAGCUCGUACGGAAGGGAGAUGCUGGUGCAGUCUAUCGACCCUUGGCCUGCUUCCAGGACUGGGACCAAUUGGAGUUGAUGCGAUUCGAGGAGUGGCAGUGGACGACAUUGCCCCCGUUUUUCUACAAAACGAAGCGCACACGGGUUGGACAUUUCGUAUUACCCGACCAGGUUCCACUUCCUUUCACAUCCGACAGCCGAUAUGACAAGACCGGCGGAGAGAAAUACGAAGUUGAGAGCGGGUUCAGCCGUGUGUUUAAAGUGGACAUACAUCCUGAGCAACAUGGGUUCCACGGCCCCAAGUUCUCGUGCCGGUACUUUGCAGUCAAGUGUUUGCAUUCACCGAGCAGAGAAAGGUUUGACAGCGAAGUAAAUGUUCUCCGGAAGUUCAAUGAUGCAACACAUCCACAUCUGACCUCAUUACUGGCCACAUACGAACAGUUCAACAAGUUCUAUCUCAUUUUCCCUCAUGCAGAGGCCAACCUGGAAGAGUACUGGAGGGACCGAAACCCACAGCCUGAAAUGCGGAUCUCGACCAUUAGGUGGAUGGCGGAUCAAUGUCGCGGCCUAGCCAAUGGUUUGACCCAAAUUCAUCGAUGGAAUUCACCUCCCCACUCUGGGCAUGAACGGAGACCCCGGAGCCUCACAGUGCCGGAGGCAACCUCUCACGGUAGCGAGCUAAUAGGACACCAUGGAGAUAUCAAACCGCAGAAUCUGCUUUGGUUUCAAAACCCUGAUGGGGGCCCCGAUGAAGGGGUACUCAAAAUCACAGAUUUUGGCCAAACCGAGUUCAAAGCUGGUCGCACGACUUUCAAUAAAUCCGGAAGACUGGCACCUGUCUCCCCAAGCUUUCGGCCUCCUGAGUAUGACAUAAAAGGAGGUAAUGGCCGUUCUCAUGAUAUCUGGGCUUUGGGGUGCGUGUAUCUGGACUUCAUUGCCUGGAUACUCGGAGGCUGGGAGUUGAUUCAGGAGUUUACAAGUGCAAGACAAUCACGAGACUCGGGUUGGCAUAACAUGGAAACAGAUGUCUACUUCGAUAUAACGAAUGAAGCUCAAAGGAAAGUAGCCACUAUCAAGCCGGCUGUCACCAGGUUCAUUGCCAAGUUUCAUGAUCACCCGAACUGUACCGAGUAUCUGCACCAAUUUCUGAACCUCAUUCAAUUCGACAUGUUGCAUGUCAUACCGCACGACCCCAUAUUGAAGGAGAGCCGGGUGGACGUCCACGAUCUUAAUCCCAAGCUAGCUGAACUCUGCAGAAAAUGCCAGGACGAAGAAUAUGCUUUAACUCCGGCAAGCUGGGCUAAGGAUCCUAGUAAGACGCUUCUGAAAAGUUAUGCCGACGCUGCCAGGUCAUGA
Messenger RNA from Diaporthe batatas, 2082 nucleotides. RefSeq lists its product as uncharacterized. Bases 1 to 2082 code for a protein of 693 amino acids. Gene Ontology annotation, molecular function: ATP binding; protein serine/threonine kinase activity. The record is from RefSeq and is a predicted model, not a curated record. The transcript is spliced from 4 exons. Lineage: Eukaryota; Fungi; Ascomycota; Sordariomycetes; Diaporthales; Diaporthaceae. Gene Ontology annotation, biological process: peptidyl-threonine phosphorylation; peptidyl-serine phosphorylation.